Molecule: messenger RNA, 1390 nt
Organism: Micropterus dolomieu (smallmouth bass)
Lineage: Eukaryota; Metazoa; Chordata; Actinopteri; Centrarchiformes; Centrarchidae
Exons: 9
Coding region: 175-1161 (328 amino acids)
Source: RefSeq, a predicted model, not a curated record
CUCCAGCUCCAGUCUUAACAUGAAUCAGCAGAGAUCCAGGGAGGGAGAGACUGGGGAAGCGCUAAACGUGACUCAGCAACUUUUCCUUCACACGGUUUAGACCCGUGACCGACAUACAGUUGACACGUCGAGUUCACCUGACGUUAUCGGGGAAAGAUACGGCCCGAAAUUAAGAUGGGUGAUGAAGCAGACCUAAUGAGUGGACUCAGCCAGAGAGAGAAGAAGAGGUCCUACAAAGACUUAAAGAAGGAUGUGGAAGAGACUAAAAAGGAUUUUAAUGAACGUAGCACCAACAGGCUUUACAAGGCGGAUCCUGAGCCUGCGCUGGAACCAAAAGGCUUGCUCAACAGCAAAAGACAACACUCUGAUUAUAGUGGAGCUGAGGCUGAACUUUAUGGAGCAGUGUCCUCUGGCUUCCUCCCUGCUUAUUCGGUCUGUUUGCCCCAAGACAGAUUGGGGAUAAGAGGAGUAGAAGAGGAUAGCCAAGACAAGUUGUUGCAUUCAUGUUGCACAGCAGAGGGCAGCAAUGAUCAGGCAAGUCCAAACUCCAUGUUGGAGUACUGCGUGUAUCUAGAUAACCAGCACAACAUGGCAGCCUGUCCCGUUGCCAGGACUUUCACCCCUCCUGCCACUCCAGUAACCCACAGGCCAUGUCCGUCCAUACCUGUUCCUAGUUCAGUGACAGCCAUUGCUUCUACAAUGAGCUCUGUGGUUAAUCCCAUGCUAUCAAGCCCAAUGACUGACACCUGUAGUCCCAGUAAAUCUAUGUGCAGUCCCACCGGUUCAGCCUGGGACACUCUCAGAUCCACAUCCAGGAGUUCUGGCUGCUCUGACCGGGACCCUGUCAUUGCUGCAGCUCACCUACACCUGUUGGGGGAAUCAUUGUCUCUGAUUGGACACCAUCUUCAGGAAACAAAUAUGGGUCCGGCUAUGCGAGACAACUUUGCUGAUGACUACUCUUCAAGUUAUUGGAGGUUGUUCAGUAAAAUGGUGAGUGUGUCGAGUAGCUUGUCUCUGCUCUUGGACUCUCUGCUGUGUGCCUUGGCUCCUCUAAUCUGCCUCACCUCACAGAUACCAGAGCUCAGGAGUUGCACACAACCCACACUGGAGGGAACACUUCUUUUUUUAAGGCCUCCACUCUGGAAAAUAUUGCCUAUGUGAUGCCUGGGAUGUGAGUGAUGAAGACCUCUCUAGCAGUACACAGCACAUUCUGAUUUGACACUAUAGAUUAGUUUACACUUUGUAAAUAAGUAUCUAAGUUCUAAAAAAAUUUGUUUACACUAUCAUUUACCCCCCCCCCCCACAAAUAUGCAAGUUCACUUUAAUAUGUCAUGUGUUGUGUUUUUUUUCUUGUAUUGGUUGUUCAAUUAAAACAUGUAUGAAGAUUGAA